AAGAAAUUACUGUUGCUGUUAUAAACGUUUCAACACAAACUUCAUAUUGAAGUAAAUUCAUUUUUGACGUGAACAGAGUGGGAACUGCGAUUUGCGAGAAGUAAUCAAGACACGAAUAAAGUAAGGAGUAACGGCGUGGCGCGCCUUUGACAUAAGUAAUAUUGUAUGAUGGAAAGGUUAAAAAGAAGUAGUUCUAUAUUUGUAAUAAUAACUUUAUUGAUUCAAACAAAUGGCUUUUACGUCCCGGGUGUUGCUCCUGUGGAGUUUAAAAAGGGGCAGAAGAUCGAUGUUAAGGCAGUUAAAAUGACCAGUACUCAUACACAGUUACCAUAUGAAUAUUAUUCUAUUCCCUUUUGUAUACCAAAAAAUGGAACUUUGAUUUAUAAAUCUGAAAACUUAGGAGAAGUAUUGCGCGGUGAUAGAAUUGUGAAUACACCAUACGAAGUCCUAAUGGCAGAAAAUAAAAGCUGUAGAUUAUUAUGUCAUGGACCAUCUAAUCUUAUGACGUGGAAUGAAGAAGAUUCACAACGUGUUAUAGAACGCAUUCAACAUGAUUAUACUGUACACUUAUUAAUCGAUAAUUUACCAGCAGCAACAAAAAAAAUCCACAAAGAUACGAAUAAUGUGAUUGUAUACCAUGGAUAUCGUUUGGGCGGUAUUAUGAAUGACCAAUAUUAUAUCAACAAUUAUCUUAAGUUAAAACUGAGCUAUCAUAAAUAUGGAGAAAAUGAAUUUAGAGUAGUCGGAUUCGAAGUAGAAGCUCGAUCAGUUGAUGUAAGUCAACUGAAAUUCGAUGGAACUACUUGCAUAUUGCCUACACAUGCAAAUCCUCAAUUUGUUAAUCCAAAAGGAACGAAGCUUUUGUUCUUAUAUUCUGUGGAAUGGACACAGUCUGAUGUAAGUUGGGCAAGCAGAUGGGACAUAUAUCUAGGAAUGAGCGAUGUUGAAAUUCAUUGGUUUUCAAUCAUCAAUUCUCUUAUCGUAGUGCUUUUUCUUUCUGGGAUUCUAACAAUGAUCAUGGUUCGAACUUUAAGAAGGGAUAUUGCACGCUAUAAUGCUGGUGAAAAUGAUAGUUUAGCAGGCCUAGAUGAAACUAUCGAAGAAACUGGUUGGAAAUUAGUUCAUGGAGAUGUAUUUCGUCCUCCGCCACAUCCUCGAUUAUUUGCUGCUGUAAUAGGCAGUGGAAUUCAAAUAUUUUUCAUGGCUUUAAUAACAAUCUUCUUCGCUAUGCUGGGUAUGCUCUCUCCUGCUAGUAGAGGUGCACUUGGAACUUGUGCGAUAUUUUUGUACGUAUUUUCCGGUUUAAUUGCUGGAUAUUUUUCUGCGCGUCUUUAUAAAACAAUGAGAGGACGAAAAUGGAGAAGAACAGCAUUAUUGACAGCAAUGCUUUAUCCAGGAAUAGUAUUUACCACUUGUUUCUUUUUAAAUUUCUUUAUAUGGGGAAAGCAUAGUUCUGGCGCAGUACCAUUUACAACAAUGUUAGCAUUGUUGUGUUUAUGGUUUGGAAUAUCACUUCCUCUUGUAUAUCUUGGAUAUUUCUUUGGAUAUCGUAAACAGCCCUUUACACAUCCUGUUAGAACGAAUCAAAUUCCCAGACAAGUUCCAGAUCAAUUAUGGUACAUGAAUCCUGUAUUAUGUACACUCAUGGCUGGAAUUCUUCCUUUUGGCGCCGUUUUUAUAGAAUUAUUUUUCAUUUUAACUGCGUUAUGGGAAAAUCAAUUUUACUAUCUCUUUGGAUUUUUGUUCCUUGUCUUCUGUAUUCUUGUCAUCUCCUGUUCUCAGCUAUCCAUAGUUAUGGUCUAUUUUCAAUUAUGUGGAGAAGAUUAUCGAUGGUGGUGGAGAAGCUUUAUUGUUAGUGGAGGAUCAGCAGUAUACGUCCUAGCCUAUUCAAUCUUUUACUUUAUGACAAAAUUAGAAAUCACAGAACUGGUCCCGACACUUUUAUAUUUUGGUUAUACAUUACUAAUGGUGCUCACGUUUUGGUUGUUAACAGGUACAAUAGGAUUUUUCGCGGCAUACGCGUUCAUUCGAAAAAUAUAUGCUGCUGUGAAAAUAGACUAGUCAAAAUGAUCAUUGACUCCGUCAAUGAUAAAAAAUAAAAGGAAAUAACAUUUUUUCAAAGCUAAAAAAAAUAUUUAAUUAUUUUAAAUUAAAUAUAUAAAACCAAAAAGAAAU
This is a messenger RNA of Megachile rotundata (alfalfa leafcutting bee), 2175 nucleotides long. RefSeq names its product transmembrane 9 superfamily protein member 4 (gene TM9SF4). The record is from RefSeq and is a predicted model, not a curated record. Gene Ontology annotation, cellular component: membrane. NCBI's taxonomy places the organism in Eukaryota, Metazoa, Arthropoda, Insecta, Hymenoptera, Megachilidae. Gene Ontology annotation, biological process: protein localization to membrane.